AUGACCAGUAGUUACAACUCGGCAAUCUUCAGCGACGGCAGCACGGAAUAUUAUCUCAAAUGCAAACAAGUGUGUGGUUUAAAAUUUAAAAAGAAACAUGUCCAACUUCUAGGAGUAUUACUGAUAGCUAUGGUUCCCAUUUCGACCCUUGUAACUCAAAACUCCCUAACGGCACACAAAGCCAUUACUUCCAUUGAGCAGAAUGACGUCAUCACUAGUAACGCAGAGUCCGGAAUGCUCAUGGCGUCUGUUAUACAUCGUCUUCAAAUUGAGCGCGGAAUGAGCGCUUUAUACAUAGGUAGUAACUAUUCAGAAAGUGUAAAAUCUAGGCUAGAAGCAGCUCUGAUCAAUUCUGACACCGCUAUAGAAUCUUUAACUCCGUGGCCACUUUUUUCGAAAAUGGCCGACCUAGAAACAAAAAGCAAUUUUAUCCUUUACCUUCAACUUUUCCGCGAACAGAUCUGGAAUAAUACAAUCACUGAUGUUAUAAACUUCUACACUGAUAUUAAUACCCGGAUGUUGAAUGUGAUAGCCGAUAAAUUACGGAUGUGUCGAGUUGCUGAUACUGGAUUUAGUUUCGUGGCCUACCACUUGUUUCUGUUGAGUAAGGAGGAAACAGGUAUAGAGAGAGCUCUCGGCAGCACGUACUUUUCUAAAGGUGGAUUCAACGCAGCAGAAUAUUAUGAGUAUAAUAAAAGAAGAAUAAUGGGCGAAUCGUAUCUGACAAUUAGUCAGCAAUACUCGGACAAGAUCAGAGAAAAGAUGACUGAGUACAGAGCUACCGAACUUAGUCGAGAGAUUCAGCUUCAGAGAAAUUCUAUAAAAAGAAACAAUAUUUCCAAGGCUUCCGUUAUUCAGGGAGAAAUCUGGUUUUCCAAUAUAACGGACUAUUUGAACUUCCAGAAAGAUGUUCAAGACGAUUUGGCAGAAAAGGUAGUGCGAGAUAUAACCACGAGGACUAGUGAAUUAAAAUAUCAGUUUAUUCUUGCUUUAGUGGCUUUAAUAGUUCCAGUUAGCCUUUCUCCAUUCAUUAUCUACUUUAUUUAUCGUUUACUCACUAAAAUGAACGACUUCAACGAUUGUUUAAAAUCAAAAAGUGACACUGAACGGAAAGAAAGGAAGCGAAAUCAAGCCUUGCUUUAUGAGAUUUUACCGAUCCCAGUCGCUCGGAAGCUUUUAAAAGCAGAUAUCGUGGAUCCAGAACAUUUUCAGUCAGUGACGGUCUUUUUCUCUGAAAUUUGUGAGUUUGAGGACAUCGUGGCUAAUAGUCGACCCCUACAGAUUAUCGAUAUGAUGAACUGUAUUUUUAGAUUGUUUGACAGUAAAUUGACUAAUUAUGAUGUUUAUAAAGUAGAAACAGUCGCUCAAACUUAUAUGGUGGUAUCUGGUGUACCUAACAGGAAUGAGAAACAUGCGAUAGAAGCAGCCAGGUUUUCUCUUGAUAUACUGGAGGCCUUCAAUACCAUGACAGUUCCACAUUUACCAAAAACUAAACUGGACAUUAGGAUAGGUUUGAAUACAGGGCCGGUGGUUGCAGGUGUCGUGGGGUUAAAGAUGCCGAGAUAUUGCCUAUUUGGUGAUACUGUUAAUACAGCUUCUCGAUUCAUGACAACUGGUCUAGGUGGCUGUAUACAGAUCAGUGAUACAACUAAACUCAGGUUACAGAAUAAAAAUGAUUUUCUUAUCGAAACUCGAGGAAAUAUAGACAUUAAGGGAAAGGGUUUGAUGGAAACUCAUUGGUUACGACGAGCGCCAGGAAAUACCGGACAAUCCACUACUCCUAGAUCCAGACAGACAUUUUUCAAGUUUCAAGAUGAUGAGGAAGGCUUCUCAGUGUUGUGA
Messenger RNA from Lottia gigantea (owl limpet), 1842 nucleotides. RefSeq lists its product as hypothetical. Gene Ontology annotation, molecular function: guanylate cyclase activity; peptide receptor activity. Bases 1 to 1842 code for a protein of 613 amino acids. Lineage: Eukaryota; Metazoa; Mollusca; Gastropoda; Lottiidae. The transcript has 6 exons. Gene Ontology annotation, biological process: intracellular signal transduction; receptor guanylyl cyclase signaling pathway; cGMP biosynthetic process. The record is from RefSeq and is a predicted model, not a curated record.